This is a messenger RNA of Penicillium angulare, 918 nucleotides long. RefSeq names its product SCO family protein. NCBI's taxonomy places the organism in Eukaryota, Fungi, Ascomycota, Eurotiomycetes, Eurotiales, Aspergillaceae. Gene Ontology annotation, molecular function: copper chaperone activity; copper ion binding. Bases 1 to 918 code for a protein of 305 amino acids. Gene Ontology annotation, cellular component: mitochondrial inner membrane. The transcript is spliced from 3 exons. Gene Ontology annotation, biological process: mitochondrial respiratory chain complex IV assembly; intracellular copper ion homeostasis. The record is from RefSeq and is a predicted model, not a curated record.
AUGUCCUCCUUAACGAUGGCAGGCCUCCUUAGUCGCACAAGCCGCUAUAUGGCAUCAAUUGAGUCCAUCUCAUCAAAGCAAAUAUCCCCCAGCAUCCGAACCACAGCCCAACAAUGCCGCACCUACACGCAAGCUCAACGGCCCCGAGUCACCGCGAACAUCCAGACCAUGCUCUCCGCCCAAAAUAAUAAGUUCUCAACGAGUGCAUCCCGCACUCGCGCAAAGACAAUGGGCCAACUGCGUCAGCGGAACUCCACCGGUCCGUUCUCGUGGAAGGCAGCCCUGCUGUUCGUCCUCACGGGCGCCGGUAUGGUGGUUUAUUUCCGGGUUGAGAAGGCACGUCUGGAGCGGAAGCGCAUUGCGGAGAUGAGCAAGGGUGUUGGAAAGCCGAAGGUUGGAGGACCGUUCGUUAUGAAGGAUUUGGAUGGGAAUGAGUUUACUGCGGAGGAUUUGAAGGGCAAAUAUUCUUUUGUCUACUUCGGUUUCACUCAUUGCCCUGAUAUUUGCCCCGACGAGUUGGAUAAGAUGGCCGAGAUCAUUGACAAGGUCAACGAGGCUACCGGUGACCCUAAGCUGUUUAUGCCUGUGUUCAUUACUUGCGAUCCUGCUCGUGAUACCCCGGAGGUUCUGCGUGCAUACCUGCAGGAGUUCCACCCAGGUAUUGCUGGCUUGACUGGUACCUAUGACCAGGUCAAGCAUGUUUGCAAGCAGUACCGGGUAUACUUCAGUACCCCCAGGGAUGUCAAGACCGGCGAAGACUACUUGGUUGACCACAGCAUUUACUUCUACCUGAUGGACCCGGAUAACGACUUUGUGGAGUGCAUUGGCCGACAGGAUACCCCAGAGUCUGCGACCAAGGUCAUCAUGGAGCACAUUAAUGACUGGAAGCGCGAGGGCCGACCACUGAAGACAGAGUAG